This is a messenger RNA of Corticium candelabrum, 741 nucleotides long. Its product is annotated as AP-5 complex subunit sigma-1-like. Gene Ontology annotation, cellular component: AP-type membrane coat adaptor complex; cytosol; lysosome. The transcript has 7 exons. Gene Ontology annotation, biological process: double-strand break repair via homologous recombination; endosomal transport. The coding region runs from base 27 to 593 and encodes 188 amino acids. Lineage: Eukaryota; Metazoa; Porifera; Homoscleromorpha; Homosclerophorida; Plakinidae. The record is from RefSeq and is a predicted model, not a curated record.
CGGGGAGUCGACUGUCUGUGUGCCAUAUGGUCUACUCAUUUCUCGUCCAAACUGUUACUCCUGGACCGUGCAGACUAUUGUAUUCUACGUUUUUUGGCUGCGAAGAUGACAAUGUAGCGUCUAACGACUCUUUGCGCUCGAAAAGAAAAAGACAGCUCAGCGAAGUAGCGCAACAAGUUCACGCUGAAUUCACGUUCCGAAGUUCGACGACGGGAACGAAAUAUCACGUCGAUGGUCUAAGCGAAGAACAAUUGGCAGCAAAAGAAAUGGGCACGUUUAGUCUUCCUCGGGGUUGUCCGUUCAAGGAGAGCAAAGUGGUGCUGUGGCUUACGCAAGCAAAAUGUGGGUAUGUGUUUAUUAUGGAUCCUGAUGAAAAUCGUAUGUUGGCGGAAAGUGUGCUGAGCCAAUUGGUGAAGCAAAUCGACACUAAUGUAAGGAAGCAAGAUGAGGCUCCAUCGAAGGUGUUGCUAAAGGUGGACAGAAUGGGUGCUAUUGUGCAUCUGUUCUUACCAAAUGGGCAGUUACAGUUCAUGAAUCAUCGCGUGAUAGAACAAUAUCAGAAGGAGUUGGACAUUCUCUUAGCUGGCAAGUAGAACAGCAAAGCGAAAGAAAGGUGAACGAUGUGUACAGUUGUAUGUAGAUUUUGUAUAUGUAAUAGUUAAAUACUCAUGUUAAGAUAUCGGUAUGGGAAUGUAUUGCUUUGUGUAUUUUAUUAGGUGUAUUUUGUACAUGCAGUUACUU